AUGAACUUAUUUACUCAUUACUCAUUAGUGACUAUGAUUGAACAGUCAGUCGAGCUACGAUUGGAAGUGGAACAUGGAACAAUCAACCUAGGUUCUGUUCAAUGCUCAGCAAUCAGUGGUCAUGAUCUGAUCAUAUCACGAUUAAAGAUAUCUUUAAUCGUUGAUCAUAUGUACUGGUCAUUGUUAUCAAGUUAUCAAAUUUAUUAUGAUAACACAGCAUUGACAAUGGAUUCAAUUCACGAAACUUUACCUGAAGUGUGGUCGCAGCAUAAUCUAUUCACUCAUGUCACCUACCUGUGGAUUAAACUAAUUAUCUUGUUUGCUAAGUAUACUAAGAAUGUACAUAAUGUUGAAUAA
This is a messenger RNA of Rhopalosiphum maidis (corn leaf aphid), 357 nucleotides long. RefSeq lists its product as uncharacterized. NCBI's taxonomy places the organism in Eukaryota, Metazoa, Arthropoda, Insecta, Hemiptera, Aphididae. Bases 1 to 357 code for a protein of 118 amino acids. The transcript has 3 exons. The record is from RefSeq and is a predicted model, not a curated record.